AUGAAUUUUGAGUUUCCAGACGAGGACGUUAUGCUUGUUACUAAUUACGAAGAACCUGGUCCGAAUGAAGGACCUGAGCCAGGAUCCCGAUGGACUAUGGUUUUUGACGGAGCUUCGAACGCACUUGGAAAUGGUAUUGGUGAUGUGAUUAUUUCUCCCAAAGAUGGUCAUACGACAUUCACUGCAAGACUAUGUUUUGACUGCACUAACAAUAUGGCCGAAUACGUAGCGUGCAUCAUGGGCAUCACAGUUGCAAUCGAUUUGGGAAUCAAAUUUCUAGAGGUGUAUGGGGAUUCAGCCUUGGUAAUCUGUCAUAUCAAAGGAGAAUGGGACACGAAGCAUCCUAAUCUCAUCGCUUACAAGGAUCAUGUGGUGACUUUGGUUCCUUAUUUUGAAGAGAUUACUUUUGAGCAUAUCCCACGAGAAGAGAAUCAGUUGGCGGACGCGUUAACUACUAUGUCAUUUAUGUUCAAAGUCAGAUGGGACAAUGUGGCGCCCAUGAUCACCAUUGAAAGAUUGGGUGAGCUGGUAUAUUGUUGUGAGAUCGUUACGGAGGAGGUAAAAGAGAAACCUUGGUUCUAUGAAGUAAAAAGGUAUCUUGAAGCUCAGGAAUAUCCUGAAGGGGCAUCUAUUAUUGGCAAGAAGUUUUUAAGGAGGUUCUCUGCCAAGUUUUAUCUGAGUAAUGGAAUCUUAUACAAGCAUAAUCAUGACUCGACUCUGCUUCAUUGUGUGAACAAGAAGGAAGUAGAACAAAUAAUGGAAGACAUACAUGAAGAAAUUGAAAGAACUUUGCAUGCAAGGCGUAUACAAGCUCGUCUGGGUAAACUGGAAUCCGAAGAAGAAGUUGUUUUAGUUCAUUCAAGUUCAGACACUGAAAGUGAAGAAGAAAUCAUGGGCCAGAAUCCACCAGCACCUGAGAAACUUCUUGGGGACUACGGUAGGGCAAACUCACUGGGUGGUAGGUUGACAAUUGAAUGUGCAAAAUUUUCAGCUGCAUCCGAGCACCAUCACUCAACUAGAGAAAAGACCUUUCACCGGAAAGGUCAAUGA
Messenger RNA from Vicia villosa (hairy vetch), 1050 nucleotides. RefSeq lists its product as uncharacterized. NCBI's taxonomy places the organism in Eukaryota, Viridiplantae, Streptophyta, Magnoliopsida, Fabales, Fabaceae. Gene Ontology annotation, molecular function: nucleic acid binding; RNA-DNA hybrid ribonuclease activity. The record is from RefSeq and is a predicted model, not a curated record. The coding region runs from base 1 to 1050 and encodes 349 amino acids. The transcript has 2 exons.